UGGGGUGACGCGGCCUCACAGAUCUUCUACUCGCUGGGCUGCGCCUGGGGUGGGCUCAUCACCAUGGCCUCCUACAACAAGUUCCACAACAACUGCUACCGGGACAGCAUCAUCAUCAGCAUCACCAACUGCGCCACCAGUGUCUUCGCUGGCUUCGUCAUCUUCUCCAUCCUGGGCUUCAUGGCCAAACACCUGGGCGUGGACGUCUCCAAGGUGGCUGACCACGGCCCUGGCCUGGCCUUCGUUGCCUACCCUGAGGCCCUCACCUUGCUCCCCAUCUCACCCCUCUGGUCCAUCCUCUUCUUCUUCAUGCUCAUCCUCCUCGGGCUGGGUACACAGUUCUGCCUGCUGGAGACGCUGGUCACGGCCAUCGUGGAUGAGGUGGGCAAUGAGUGGAUCAUCCGCAGGAAGACCUUCGUGACGCUGGGGGUGGCUGUGGCAGGCUUCCUGCUGGGUGUCCCGCUCACUACGCAGGCGGGCAUCUACUGGCUCCUGCUGAUGGACAACUACGCCGCCAGCUUCUCCCUGGUCGUCAUCUCCUGCAUCAUGUGCGUGGCCAUCAUGUACAUCUACGGGCACCGCAACUACUUCAAGGACAUUGAGAUGAUGCUGGGCUUCCCCCCGCCGCUCUUCUUCCAGAUCUGUUGGCGCUUCAUCUCGCCCGCCAUCAUCUUUGUGAGCAUUGUGACCAUGGGGCAUGGGGCCAUAGGAGGAGGGGACUGGGAGCCCACCUGGGCCAUCAGCAUCGGCUUCCUCAUGGCACUCUCCUCUGUCAUCUGUAUCCCCAUCUACGCCAUCUACAAAGUGUGCUGCUCCGAGGGGGACACACUGCUGGAG
Cariama cristata (Red-legged seriema) is the source of this 837-nucleotide messenger RNA. It is a transcript of the gene SLC6A9, whose product is annotated as solute carrier family 6 (neurotransmitter transporter, glycine), member 9. Gene Ontology annotation, biological process: sodium ion transmembrane transport; glycine import across plasma membrane; synaptic transmission, glycinergic. Gene Ontology annotation, molecular function: glycine:sodium symporter activity. The transcript has 6 exons. The record is from RefSeq and is a predicted model, not a curated record. NCBI's taxonomy places the organism in Eukaryota, Metazoa, Chordata, Aves, Cariamiformes, Cariamidae. The annotation marks the transcript as partial. Gene Ontology annotation, cellular component: membrane.